Dryobates pubescens (Downy woodpecker) is the source of this 4678-nucleotide messenger RNA. RefSeq names its product dual specificity tyrosine phosphorylation regulated kinase 1A (gene DYRK1A). NCBI's taxonomy places the organism in Eukaryota, Metazoa, Chordata, Aves, Piciformes, Picidae. Gene Ontology annotation, biological process: peptidyl-threonine phosphorylation; peptidyl-serine phosphorylation; positive regulation of DNA-templated transcription. Gene Ontology annotation, molecular function: protein serine/threonine/tyrosine kinase activity; ATP binding; protein serine/threonine kinase activity. The record is from RefSeq and is a predicted model, not a curated record. The transcript has 12 exons. Gene Ontology annotation, cellular component: nucleus. Bases 226 to 2502 code for a protein of 758 amino acids.
GAGCGCACAAGAGGGAGGCGCUGCCGCGCCGGGGCCCCUGGCCGAGGCUGGGGGAAGCGCUCGCUCCUCGCCCUGCCAGCGCCCGCCGCUCGAGGGAAGAGGCCUCAACCGGGAGAAGCCCGGCCGGAGCGCAGGGCCCGCCGCCCCCCACACGGUGUUGUUUGCUGCUGGACUCCCCCCGUCCCCCAAACCCCUGCAGGAUGAUAUGAGACUUGAAAGAAGACGAUGCAUACAGGAGGAGAGACUUCAGCAUGCAAACCUUCAUCUGUUCGGCUUGCACCAUCGUUUUCAUUCCAUGCUGCUGGCCUUCAGAUGGCUGGACAGAUGUCCCAUUCACAUCAGCAGUACAGUGAUCGUCGGCAGCAGAACAUAAAUGACCAACAGGUUUCUGCCUUAUCAUACGCUGACCAGAUUCAGCAACCUCUAACAUUAACAAACCAGAGGCGGAUGCCCCAAACUUUCCGUGAUCCAGCCACUGCUCCACUGAGGAAGCUCUCUGUAGAUUUGAUCAAAACAUACAAGCAUAUUAAUGAGGUUUACUAUGCAAAAAAAAAACGGAGGCAUCAGCAGGGCCAAGGAGAUGAUUCCAGUCACAAAAAGGAGAGAAAAGUUUACAAUGAUGGCUAUGACGAUGACAACUAUGACUAUAUUGUAAAAAAUGGGGAGAAGUGGAUGGAUCGUUACGAAAUUGACUCUUUAAUAGGCAAAGGAUCCUUUGGACAGGUCGUAAAGGCUUAUGAUCGAGUGGAACAGGAGUGGGUGGCUAUCAAAAUAAUAAAAAACAAGAAGGCUUUCUUAAACCAAGCUCAGAUUGAAGUGCGACUGCUUGAGCUUAUGAACAAACAUGACACUGAGAUGAAGUACUAUAUAGUGCAUUUGAAGCGCCACUUCAUGUUCCGAAACCAUCUCUGCUUAGUCUUUGAAAUGCUUUCCUACAAUCUGUAUGAUCUGUUGCGGAACACCAACUUCAGAGGUGUCUCAUUGAACCUGACACGAAAGUUUGCACAGCAGAUGUGCACUGCACUGCUCUUUCUGGCGACUCCUGAACUUAGUAUCAUUCACUGUGACCUAAAACCAGAGAAUAUCCUGCUCUGUAACCCCAAACGAAGCGCUAUCAAGAUUGUUGAUUUUGGCAGUUCAUGUCAACUUGGACAGAGGAUAUACCAAUAUAUCCAGAGUCGUUUUUAUCGAUCACCAGAGGUGCUACUGGGAAUGCCUUAUGAUCUUGCAAUUGAUAUGUGGUCCCUUGGGUGUAUUUUAGUUGAGAUGCACACUGGAGAGCCUCUUUUUAGUGGGGCAAAUGAGGUGGAUCAAAUGAAUAAAAUAGUGGAAGUUUUGGGGAUACCACCUACCCACAUCCUUGACCAAGCACCAAAAGCAAGAAAGUUCUUUGAGAAGUUGCCAGAUGGCACUUGGAACUUGAAGAAGACCAAAGAUGGGAAAAGGGAAUACAAACCACCAGGAACUCGUAAACUUCACAAUAUACUAGGAGUUGAAACAGGAGGACCAGGUGGACGUCGUGCUGGGGAAUCGGGUCAUACUGUAGCUGACUACUUGAAGUUCAAAGACCUCAUCUUAAGGAUGCUUGACUAUGACCCUAAGACACGAAUUCAACCUUAUUAUGCCCUGCAGCAUAGUUUCUUUAAGAAAACAGCAGACGAAGGUACAAACACAAGUAACAGUGUGUCUACGAGUCCUGCCAUGGAGCAGUCGCAGUCUUCAGGAACCACCUCAAGUACAUCUUCAAGCUCAGGUGGAUCUUCUGGAACAAGCAACAGUGGAAGGGCACGGUCAGACCCCACACACCAGCAUCGACAUAGUGGUGGACACUUCACUGCUGCUGUUCAAGCUAUGGACUGUGAAACACACAGCCCACAGGUUCGACAACAGUUUCCUCCUCCAAUUGGUUGGACAGCCACUGAAGCUCCUACACAGGUCACUGUUGAAAACCAUCCAGUUCAAGAAACCACCUUCCAUGUAACCCCUCAACAACAGAAUGCAUUACAUCAUCAUCAUGGAAAUAGCUCUCACCACCACCAUCAUCAUCACCACCACCACCACCAUCAUGGACAGCAAGCCUUGGGUAGCCGGACCAGGCCGAGAGUCUACAAUUCUCCAACAAACAGCUCCUCCACCCAGGAUUCUAUGGAGGUGGGCCACAGUCACCACUCCAUGACAUCUCUGUCUUCCUCAACUACUUCUUCCUCUACAUCUUCCUCCUCUACUGGUAACCAAGGCAAUCAGGCCUAUCAGAACCGCCCAGUGGCUGCUAAUACCUUGGACUUUGGACAAAAUGGAGCUAUGGACAUGAAUUUAACAGUCUACUCUAAUCCGCGCCAAGAAACUGGCAUAGCUGGACAUCCAACAUACCAGUUUUCUGCUAAUACAGGUCCUGCUCAUUACAUGACUGAAGGACACCUUGCAAUGAGGCAAGGAAUUGAUAGAGAAGAGUCUCCCAUGACAGGAGUUUGUGUUCAGCAAAGUCCUGUGGCUAGCUCGUGACUAAACUGAAACUAAGUUUGUUUCUUGUGUGUUUUUAUAGAAGUGGUGUUUUUCCAAAAACAAAGUGCAAAGCUGCUUGAAUCAGAAGGAGAUAAACUCACUGAACCGCUACAGGAGGGCAAAGCUGACUAUUUUUUUAAACUUGAAAAGAUUGCAAAGGGACAAUGAAGUUUUUUUUGUUGAUUUUCUUUUUUUUUGGUUGGUUGUUUUGUUUUUGGUAUUGGUUUUUUUGGGUUUUGGUUCUUUUUUUUUAAAGCCAUGUCUGGACCCACCUUAACGGAUAGCUUAGUGGUGUUCACAUUUGCUUCCUCCAUUUUAACUUGCCACAACCUAUUCAUAGUAUGUUUUUUGGGGAGGGAUUUUGGUUCUUUUUGGUCUCAUUCAACAGGGGUUAUUGCUCAAAUGUUAGCUGUAGUUGCAAACUAGUUUAUUUUUAAAGGCAUUGCACAUGAUUUAUAAGAAAAGGCCCUUUGAAAUUUUUGGGUGGGAGGGGAGUGAGUAAUAUAUAUAUAUUUUUUUUAGUUCCCCAAACAAACAUGGGCACAGAAAUGCAGUACUGUAAGAAAGAGGGACCUUCAGAUUACACAAAUAUAUAUUCUUCAGCUGUAAAAAGGGACGGUUGUAAUGGAGUUUGUAAGGCACAUUAAGCAUGCUAAGUGGCGGUGAUCAGAACUCUCCUUUUCUGAAUCUACUGAGGAUCAAAGCAGCAAUUGUAAUGGGAUUCUGUGGGUCUCAUAUUUUGGAGGCCACAGUCAGUUAGUAUUGAAAUAUGACUGGUUUCAUAACUGAGGUGCACUGAGAAGCAAUCAACGGGUCGGUCCUGGCCAGUCCUGGGGAGGUCUAAGUGGUGGUCUUUGGGAUAACCUUUGGCCUUAUGGAUUUGGACUCUUAAGUUAGAAGAGCCUACCAUUUCAGAUGCAAUCACUUUUGGACAUGCUUUUGCAGACAGUCCUUAAUGCUGAAAACACAGAGAAUGGGUAAUUCAAGAGGCCUUUCUUUUAAAAUAGACUUUUGUGACCCACUUAUUGUAAGGUAUUGCAAGGUCACUUUGCGUGUGUCAUAAAGUUGACUUCCUUAUUGGUUGAAGGUCACAGGAGUAGUGGUUUGCGUUUGAUGGAAAUAGCUACAACUGUGUCCCUUCCUGCUUUUUACUUUUUUCUUUUGCUUUUUCUCGGCACGUGGUUUCUCCACCAUUACUUCUGCACAAAGACGUCUUCUGUUCAUCCUGAACAUUUUUAAAAAUGCAGAAUUUUAUGUGACUGCUUUUUUGCCUCACAAUUAUGCUGUGAAUUUUACAAAAAUUUAUUUUCUUUUUUGAUAAUUUAUUGUACCAAAGCUGUUUUUAUAGCACAUAGAUGUCUGUAACCAAUAAUGUAGCAGUUCUGCACUUUGACACAAGGUGUAACUAGACCAUUUUUAAAUGUCAGUUGAAAAUUAUGGCUGUACUAUUGCUUAAACAAAACUGGAACUGUUGUUGAAUUCAUAGCCAAUACAUUUACAGCAAUCUGUGUACUGAACAUAAUAGAUUGACAUCUACUUCAAGACUAUAACAUCUGUUACAUUAUAAAUGUGUUCAGGCUUCUGAAGGUAAAAGGGACACUAGAUCCAGAAGCUAUGAAACCAGCAGUUGAUUCUUGUAUUCCUUAUUAACAUAAUUGUAAACUUGAAGGCAAGACCUUGAUUGCAUGAACAGGUCCAAAAUAAUAGUCUGAGUAAAGCAAAACACUCACAUGAGACCUGAGGUUAGCAGGCUGUAUUUAACAGGUGCCUAAUUUUUGGGUAAUGCUGCCUUAAUAUAACACAGUCAGCUUGGCAGUUGCAAAAUUUAUGGGCCCAUUCAGAGAUCUCUUUGUAUGAAAAGCAAAAGCUCCGUGAAAAACAUUGGAACGAGUAAGGGUAAUUCAUUGAUUGCCCAUCCCAGAUUAACAUUGUUUGCCCAUUACGUAUUACAGAAGCAGUGAUCUACCUCUGCCAGUAAGCCCUUUAAAAAGUUAAUUUUGCAGCAAAUUCAGAGUUUGUGCUGGCCAGUCCUAUGCGGCCAGGUCAUUUUUUUUCAGACUAAAAUGUGGAAUUUUUUAUACUUACAGUGGCAACGCAGCAGCUGACUACCAUGUAAAUGGGAACGAAUACUUGGGAUUACCAUUCUUCUGUAAAUCAUGGGUUUUGUUUCUUUUUU